This is a messenger RNA of Penicillium cataractarum, 486 nucleotides long. RefSeq names its product LAMTOR1/MEH1 family protein. NCBI's taxonomy places the organism in Eukaryota, Fungi, Ascomycota, Eurotiomycetes, Eurotiales, Aspergillaceae. Gene Ontology annotation, cellular component: Ragulator complex; late endosome membrane; membrane raft. The record is from RefSeq and is a predicted model, not a curated record. The transcript has 3 exons. The coding region runs from base 1 to 486 and encodes 161 amino acids. Gene Ontology annotation, biological process: regulation of receptor recycling; lysosome organization; positive regulation of TOR signaling.
AUGGGUGUCUGUGCUUCGUGCCUGGGCGGCAAUCGCCAGGAAUCCCCCGAGCCUGAGUCCUCGCGUCUCUUGGAUGAGGAUCCCUAUCAGGCGGGCUACAAUUAUGGCUCGCUUCAUACGCAGCAGGCCAACCAGCCGGAUCCGGAAUAUGUGAGGCGUGAGCGUGAGGCUUUGGAUGCUAUCUGCCAGCGCACUUCAGACUCCGUCAUUGAUAUCUGGUCCCUCCAACCUCAACCACACCUCCAACCCCAAGCCACUCUCCCCGGCCCAAUCUCCGCAGCAAAUUCACCAACCCCAUCUCGCGAGAACGCCGUCCUCACAGUAUCCACCACCGACAAGGAUACCAGCCGUCCUACCUCGGGCAACACCGCGCCCAAACACUGGGGCGAAGUGGUAGUCAACACCAACAAGAAGCGCUCCCGCCAAGACCUCAAGGACGACGGAGUCGUAACCCGCGACGUCUUUGGUGUUCUCAAGGUCACCUAA